AUGCUUGUUUCUGUAUGUCGUAUUCUAUUUGCAGCGUCUAAGGUGGAUCCCUUGCAUCUUGAAUACUUUAACUUCUCUGGCAGAGUGAUUGCCCUAGCCUUGAUGCAUAAGGUGCAAGUUGGUAUUGUCUUUGAUCGUGUUUUUUUCUUGCAAUUGGCUGGAAUGAAAGUUUCUUUGGAAGAUAUACGGGAUGCAGAUCCAUACUUGUACAGUAGUUGCAAGCAAAUAUUGGAGAUGGAUCCUGAGACAGUAGAUCAUGAUGCUCUAGGUUUAACAUUUGUUCGAGAAGUUGAAGAGCUAGGAUCCAGGAACAUUGUGGAGCUUCGCCCUGAUGGGAGAAAAACUGUUGUGAAUAGUGAAAAUAGGAAGGAGUAUGUUGAUCUUCUUAUUCAGCAUCAUUUUGUCACAUCUAUUGCUGAGCAGAUAGCUCAUUUUGCUCAAGGAUUUGCGGAUAUUAUUAGUAGCUCAAGGCUCCAGAAGUUCUUUUUCCAAAGCUUGGAGCUCGAGGAUCUUGAUUGGAUUCUGCAUGGAAGUGAAAGUGCUAUUUCCGUCGAAGAUUGGAAGGCACAUACAGAAUACAAUGGCUAUAAAGAAACUGAUCCGCAGAUAUUCUGGUUCUGGAAGAUCGUUGGAGGAAUGUCAGCAGAGCAGAGAAAGGUUCUCCUGUUCUUUUGGACCUCGGUGAAGUAUUUACCAAUAGAGGGCUUUGGUGGUUUGGCUUCUCGGCUUUACAUCUACAGGUCCUCAGAGUCCUAUGAUCGACUGCCUUCCUCACACACAUGCUUCUACCGGCUAUGCUUUCCAUCAUAUCCAUCGCAGUCGGUUAUGCAAGAUCGUCUUGGCAUUAUAACUCAAGAGCAUGUUGGUUGCAGCUUUGGUACCUGGUGA
Messenger RNA from Ilex paraguariensis (yerba mate), 888 nucleotides. Lineage: Eukaryota; Viridiplantae; Streptophyta; Magnoliopsida; Aquifoliales; Aquifoliaceae. The record is from the annotation of a GenBank genome assembly.